AUGAACCACGCCGAGCCUGAGAUACCUCAUGCAAAGUACACUACAAGUACAUCUCGCGAAGCGUCCGUACAUCACUCGCAGACAUUACAACAGAUCCACCGGACAAUAAACACCACCAGCACCACUGACGACGAGGGCUCAAACGGACCCGCCUACUCCAUCGCAGCGAACGUACGAGGCGCAGCCACGCCCAUCGCGUCGGUAUCGUACCCAGGCGGCGCGCUCAUCCGCGGGCGCGGGCCUGGCGCGUACGCCGUCACCACGCUCACAGGCACCUCCAGCAGCUGCUCGCUCGUCUCCGACUCGAAGCCUACCGUAUCAAACGGGAACAAAACGACCGAGUACUUUGCCACCAAAGAUCAGCAUAAUUAA
Cyclocybe aegerita is the source of this 372-nucleotide messenger RNA. Lineage: Eukaryota; Fungi; Basidiomycota; Agaricomycetes; Agaricales; Hemipholiotaceae. The record is from the annotation of a GenBank genome assembly.